GACCGAAAUGCCUGCAAUUGGAGAGUGUUGACAUUUUUCAACCAUACGAGAUAUCCCGAUUCCAAGUCAUUGGGCUCCGAGGGGUGCUGUAGGCAUUCAACAAGGCCGAUGCCCAACCUGCAGUCAUCCGAAACCGUUCACCGAAUCUUGAUCGUCAGCCUAUCACUACGAAUAUGCACGAUUGCCUGUAAGCGAGGCUGAUUUUGCGAACCGAGACAAACCUUCAAUCUCAGUUCCUUCACGCCGGACAGAACCUCUGGUUUAUAUGCAUUCAUGCCUGAAGUCAGCCUACCCCCACUCUGAGAUGUUAUGUCUAUGGUUGAGUAUUCUGAUUUCGCGGGGAAAUAAAAGCUUCUCCAGAUCCACUCUAUCUACUUACUCUUUCUUAUUGUCCGAUUCUCGAUCUCAACUGUGUUUAAAGAAUUCAACCUGAUUUACAUUAUUGAAUUUUUUCAUUUAUUAUAUAUUUCGAAUAACAUCAAAUUAAUCAUGGCUUCCAAAUUUAAUCUACCUAUUGCAUCGACGCAAGAGCGUAGACCCGUACGACACGAUAUCAAUGAAGACAAAAAGUCUGAGAAGCUUAGAACGAUGUACUUGUACACUAUGAUGUUUCUCUCGAUAGCUUCUCCCAUUCUUCAUGAAUCCUCUCUCUUUGCUUGGCUUGUCAAUAUUCUUUGCACUGUUGCUCUCAUGGUAGCUGUCGUUCGGACACAUCCUGAAGAGAUUAAAAAGUUCGGCCCUGUGGUAAUACCGACAGCCAGCUUGUUCUUGGUGAUGAUAGUGUUCACAAGUCGUGUAUCGCUUUUGGAAAUUAUGCCUUGGAUACCAUUUGCCUUUUCCAUAUGGCUUUUGAUCACCGUUCACUCUUGCCCAGCGUUGGUAUCACUUGUUCGAGAAGUUCUUGAAGGAUGCGGGCUGAAUUUACCAAAACAUGGCCAUUAUAUCCAUAACUUUACCUGGGAUGUCGAGGAAGGCCAGGACCAAGCUCCAAGUUUUUGGUUCGAUCAAAAGAAGCCCCUAAAACGUGUAUCGCAGUCCACAAUGGAUCACGAGCUUGCCUUUAUGGGUCGUCCUACUUCAAUCAUAAGCACAACGCCCAGUGAUAUUGAUUUAGAUGAAGGCAAUGCGACCGCAAGGUUGGUAGGCGCCAGACUUCUGUCCCACUUCCGUGAAGAUAGUCGCGAAUCCAUGGAAUUCCUGGAUAAAUUGAGGCUCCACUCACAGGAUAAUUUUACAAAUUCCCUGGACGCUUCCGAUGAUUCGUUGAUAGGCCACUACUCAACAACCGGGUCGGAAUUCAACGACCAUACAUAAUGAACAAUCCGUUUAUAUGCAGCAAGAGGUUAGCAAAACUUACUAUGUCAACUUGUCCAGAUUCUCUACUGCCGAAUUCAGCCCUAAAAUCCAAGAGCUGUGGAUGUCCUGAGAUGUAUACCUUUUUUAGUUGGAUCCCAAGCGGAUAGAAGUCAUUCCACAAUUAUUGGAUCCACAUUCUCAACAUUUCUAGGAUACAUAUGUGCAGUAUUGCUUUUUUUUCUUUCGUGUUCUUGCCAUGGGACCAUGAUAGCCUCACCUCUGGAGGUUUCGAAUGUCGUUUUCAUUUCCGGAAUCUUAUCCACAAGGACAUAAUAACUACCCCAAUAUCGGAAACCAGACCAUUUUCUACCUCAGUCGCGCCCGCAUCCGCGAUCAAUGCCAAGAAAGGAGCCACUUGUGACCAGGAAUAUAAUCCGAGGAUGUUUCUUGGUCGACAAUAAAUAAGAACUGCAAGUAAUGAGCUUAGAUAGUGAUGUCACAACCUACUGUGACAAUUAGUAUGGCAGUCAUUUAGUUCAUCUAUUGAUGCUUCUUAAAUUAUCCCCUUGGAACUCCAUCCCAAGGGGUUAGUUGUCUCACGAUUCGACCGCCCAAGUCCACCGACAACCGCAUCCUCUCACCAUGGCCUCAAUUUUUGCACGUGAUAGUCUAAUUCAGAUGCUAUACAUAUGUAUGCUAUAGGAACCAAAUUCGCCAACCAAAAUAUGUGUCCUCACUUUCGAAUUUUCUGAUGUGAUCAUUUAUAUCAUGCCACGAACAUUCGAAACGCUUCUUUCGGGAAAAUAUAUUUUUCAAAGUGGCACUUUGAAGCAGUGCUCUCUGAUGAGACUCUGAAUGGUCGUCUUUGUUCGUGGUGACUGAUCUGUCAUAUUUGAUCGUAGCUUUCACUCAAGCACUAAGCUUUGGUUGGCGCAUGGGAAUGUGGUGGAAUCUGAUAGAAACUUUUGAAGGUUCGUGUGUCAGCAUUAUCGUUUGAUAUGCGGAGGGAGGUUGGAAUUUUGUCCAGGGGGUUUUAAUCGUGUGCAUACGGGAGGUUCAUUGGAUGCAUUAAUAGGGCAUAGAAAUUACUGUGCAAACGGAAGAACGGGCAGCGUUCUGGUAUUUCUCCCGCUUCUUUUUUAAUUCGACGUGGUAAAGCACAGUUUGGGGCGGCAAGCUCGACGUAUUAUAGCUUCAUCGGCUCAAUAUAGAUAGAGAUGAACAUGGGGAGAGGAUGGCGGUGGAGCAGUAGAUGAUAGUCUUUUCUAUUCAUGUUGCAUCGAACUUGCAGGCGAUCUCGGAAGGAAUGUUUUUGAGUCUGUGAAUAUCAUCGCACGAGAUUCAAUUGUGUUUCUCGGGUGACCCAUCACACCAGUUUCCCUCUGAUAUGAUAACUGAAACGCAGAUUAUGUGGAUUCAAGUUUGAUGGAUCGACCGAGGAAGGAGCUGUCUCCUCAAAUGUUGUUACUUCUUCUACGGAGACUGUAGGUGCAAAGCGAAUAUUGACUUUCCCCUACGAUUGAUACCAUAAGAGACACCCAGGAAUAGAGACAGCCACUUUCACUUCAUCGCAGCGUCAUUAGGUAGAUUACAAAGACAAUGCUA
Molecule: messenger RNA, 2901 nt
Organism: Botrytis porri
Lineage: Eukaryota; Fungi; Ascomycota; Leotiomycetes; Helotiales; Sclerotiniaceae
Exons: 3
Coding region: 490-1314 (274 amino acids)
Source: RefSeq, a predicted model, not a curated record